ACCCCCUUCAUAAGACCCUACACCCCACCCCUCGACCUCCCCUCCUGCAUCCACAUUUUCCGCCAAACCUGCUCCCCCGACCUCCACGCCGAACCCUUGUGUACCAUCAGCUCCCACAUUUGGUGUCGACCCUAUUUGCAUUUGAGCCCGCAGACGUGUUUGGUGCUGGAUGAUGGGACGGGAAGGGCCGUGGGGUAUUGUAUUGGGACGAGCGAUACGGGAGAGUUUUGUCGGCGGUGGAAGGGGGAGUUUGUGCCGUUUUUGAGGGAGGGUGGUGGUGAAGAGGGGGGGUUGUUUGGUGGUGGUGGUGGGAGUAAUAGUUGUCAUGAUGAUAAUGGUGUUGAUGAGGAAGAAGAUGAAGAAAAGAAAAAGAAGAAAAAAGAAAUGUUGGAAAUCAUCUGGUCUGCACCGGAAAAAGGAUGUGAUGGAGAUGUGGCUGGUCUAUGGGACGAGUUUCCCGCGCAUUUACAUAUCAAUCUCUUGCCCGAGUAUCAGAGACGAGGAUGGGGAGUUCAGCUGAUCGGGGCUCUGGUGGAGCGAUUGCGAGAAGAGGAAUGUCGGGGAUUAUACCUGGGCGUGGGAGCGAGUAAUACGGGGGCAGUGAAGUUUUACGAACAUAAUGGCUUUAGUAGAUUUGCGAAACUGGAGCAAGAUGGGGAGAAAGGGAGGAAAGGAGGGACAAUUAUCAUGACGAAACGGUUGUCAUCAAAUGAACCAAGGCAGUAAGGGGUCACCUCCAAAUACUGUUUCAUCUCAUGGUGAGCGAGCCUCUUCCUCCUUUUUCAGUUCGGCUUGAUAGCCCUCCCAACUCCAGGCCUUGACAUUCCUACUCCCUAUCGCAUUCAGAAUCUUCUUUCCCUCGAUCGUCCCGUCAAUAGCACUCUUCAUGUUUUGGAAGUGGCUCGUGUCGAUCUGAGUCCAUUCCACCACAUAUGUGAACUCAAUCUUCAACCUCUCGCAGCAUCGAAUCCACUCCAGCAAGCUCUCUGCUGCUUCCGCACUCAACGUUGUUGCAAAGAUGUAGAGCUUCACAACCAAAAGUUCAUUGGCGUUCACCACUCGGAUCUCGUGUGGUCGAAGAGUUUUGAUAUAUUUGGUCAGUUCCUGGAAGUUGAAGUCAUACACGGGCGCGAUGAUUUUGCUUCCUGGAGUAAAAGCGGCCUUUUGUAUCAAAGAGGAGUAUUCGAGAUUGAGUUGUUUACAAGUGGCCGACAGCCCAGACCCGGGCGCAGACGUCUUGGUCGUUCUCAGUGAAAGAGCGUCGUUACCGUUCCCAGAUAUCGGUUUGUGAAGGUGAAAUGGUUGAUCGUCGACAAUGACAAUCUCCGAGAUCACUGAUAAGAAAUCAGUGCGCGUAGCCUGGGGCUGAUAGGAGCAUCCACGAGAGAGGGUUGGCCUACUGUUGCGGACUUCUCGGGGCAGGCUGAGGAGAUGUGAGGCCAUUGUUGUUAUUGUUGUGGUGGAGGUUGGAUGUCUAGUUAGGUUCGUGGCAUCGGCAACUUCUGUGAUACUGGGAAACCUGUGACAGGUACUUAAUGAGGAAUUGUGCGUGUGUUUCUCGCUGCUCUCUGGCUCUGUGUCGUUCUAGCUUCAGUCGAGUCGGGUCGAGUCUGCUUUAUACUGCUUGCAAUUUGCUGAAGCACAACGAUGAUCGCGAUCUUGUUACAAACGUAUCUUGGUGGGCUCGACGAAAUGCUUUGUCUCGCAACCAUGAACAUGAUCGAGAAUGGCACACAAGAAAGCGUCCGCUAACAAGACACAUCUGCACACCCGCCCGGAUGAUAACUCAUGGCGCCACAGAUGGUAGGAGUUGUAGCAGUCAGGUGAGCGCUACAGACACCAUGAUCUUCCAGCUGCAACAAUCCUUCGUUCCAAAGACAGGAAUCUGCUCAAAAGGCAUGAAUCUGUGUGUUGAAUGCCGAGAUGGGAAUUGGUGUCGCGACACAGCACCUUGCUAAUCGAGUUUUAUGUGGCUGAAGAGGCGUGUUGGGCCACCCUUCAGGGAUAGCAUAUAAGUUCUGGCGAAGCACUGCAUCGUUGUUGCUACCAUGGGCGUUGGGAAAGCGAUUUGGGUGGUCGACACAGGCAGUACCCGACCAUAAUCAUCGUAUGAAAGCCACCAAGGAAGGGCAGCGAGUAGCAUAGCACAGGCAAGUGCACGCACCUUGGGCGUGCAAGCAAGAGUAGGCGAUUGGCACUACGUAGCAGUUCUGAUCGCACAAGGCGCGAUAAUUGGACUUCACCUCUGAUGCCUGUUCAGCCGGUCCUCGCUGUUGCGUUGUCCGAUGGAGAGGUGAGUUGGCAGGAAGAGAGUGUGGUCGCAGGACGGCCAGCAUCGAAUAUGUGCACAAGCAGAUGCUCGAACCAUCGCCCCAAGUGCGUAAAGGAAUCCGCUGUGUCGCCAUGCACUCACACGUGGUCUUGAUGCCGCAUCUAGGAUGAGGAUUCAGAUGCUGAGACGAAGGCUGUACCUAUUGACUGAACGUUGUACGCCCUUACAUCUGAGCUCUGACUUGCCCUCCACGGCACUCUCUUCAGCCGAAAGCAGGCGCUUCAACUCGCUUCUACAUACGCAUCAGAUGCGGUCCAUGUGGACUGGGGUGAUGCUUUGCAGGUGAAAGAAGAAGCAGUCAUCCCGGCUACGACCUCUAACCAGGCGUCUCAUGGGUGCUCAUCAUGUUGCAUCGUCGCACCGUCUCCAAUACGUUACCGCAGUGUAUUACCUGGAGUUCAGGGGUUGCAGAGCGCCCAGUUCAGACACUCAGCAGCUGUGAUAUGUGCACUUCAUUGUUCCCUAGGUACGUCGAAUUGCCGUAAGCAUGCAACUCCACUUAUGCUUCGCGUGCUUUUGUGCGCAAAUGUACACAUGUAUGCAGUGUCAUGCCAAUCGAUGCAAUGCUAGCUCCACAUGAAGAAGCAGAAUGCGCUCAAAUCAUUCAUGAAAGUCAUAAGCUCAUUUGAUCCGUCGAAAUUCGAUCAGCGCUCUUGUCUCGUUUCACCAUGCUGAGCUUGUAAUAUCUCUCCUCGCCGCCGGCGGUCAAGCCGCCAAUGAACCACUUCUCACUGCCGCUCCUCACUUCUCGAUAGCCUUCGGUACUGCUGUCGCUGCCUCGCCGUGACUUCCGAACAUCCUGGACAGAAGGAUAGUUUGGCGGUGGCUUGUUUGGAGGGCCGUACGUAGGCAGACCUGGUGACGGAGGCGACCGUGGCAGGUGUGUCAAGGGACUCACGUUGUGCUCGAGCGAGGGCGGGUAUGCCACGAGCUGGCAGUCCGUGUGGGAAGUGGUGGUUUGAGCAGUGUAGGGACUCGUCUUAGGAUUGAUGGGCUUCGGGCUCACCGCCGCCAGUUCGGGGCCGGGCGAAGGCGUUCGCAUGGCCACGGGUUGUGCUGCCGUCCAUAUUGUCGCUGCCCCGGAGACUGCGGUGGUGCUGGUGGUGUUGAGCGCAGAUGUCUUGUGCUGGUGGGCGCGGAAGGCGGAGAGGAAGCCGCCGAGCAAGGACGGUCUUUGCGUUGGCAUACUGCAGAACCCACUACUGCACGCCGUGGAGAUGGGCCGAUGGCGUCUCGGUAUGGCGGUCGUCGCUCGUCGCUCGUGGUCGACUUUGUCGUGGUCGUGCUCUCGCAGUCGUUGCUAUGGGUCACGAC
Molecule: messenger RNA, 3646 nt
Organism: Sphaerulina musiva SO2202
Lineage: Eukaryota; Fungi; Ascomycota; Dothideomycetes; Mycosphaerellales; Mycosphaerellaceae
Exons: 1
Coding region: 1536-1958 (140 amino acids)
Source: RefSeq, a predicted model, not a curated record